Messenger RNA from Teleopsis dalmanni, 381 nucleotides. RefSeq lists its product as uncharacterized. NCBI's taxonomy places the organism in Eukaryota, Metazoa, Arthropoda, Insecta, Diptera, Diopsidae. The record is from RefSeq and is a predicted model, not a curated record. The transcript has a single exon. Bases 1 to 381 code for a protein of 126 amino acids.
AUGACUUUUAAGAAGGAUGUACCCACUUUUUUUCUCAACUUACGUUUCGUUUUACCACAAAAAAAUACUGAAUUUGUAAUACUUAAUCUUACGAAUAUGAAUGGUUGUGACCUAUUGGGGAACUCCAAACAAACAACUUUGUUGAAAAUCGGACGCGAGCAUAUGGAUCGCUUCAGUAAUAUGCCUAGACAUUGUCCGUUUCUUAAAAGUCAAGUUUACUACAUACGUGGCUUUCGUGCAGAUAUGAAUUCGUUUCCUGCAUUUUCAUUCGAUUCGGAAUUUCAUGUGUUUUUCGAUUUCAUUGUUCAACAACAGACACUCUUCAAAGGCUUCAUACUAACCCGUGUUUUCAAUAAAAAUUUUAAGGGGAAACUUUUCUAA